GUAAAUAUGGAGGUGAUACAGAUUCUAACGAUGAUACAGACGAUGAAAUAGAAAGAGCCAGAGCAAAAAUUGAACAAAACAAAGCGAAAGUAGAAGGGGAGAAGAAAACUGCAGCAGUGAAACAAGAAGAUGAUGAAUAUGGUGGUUCUACUGAUGAAGAUUCACCAAUCAAACAGCCUGUUACAAAAACCAUUAAAACAGAAGAGCCAAUGAAAACCAAUGAUACAGAAUAUGAUAGUUCUGAUUCAGGGUUGCCAGAGUUACCAGAUUUUUUCACGGAUAAAGUAUUUUUUCUGUAUGGUGAUUUCAGUGAGACAGAACGUCGUCUGAUGACCAGAUAUAUUACAGCUUAUAACGG
Molecule: messenger RNA, 358 nt
Organism: Lottia gigantea (owl limpet)
Lineage: Eukaryota; Metazoa; Mollusca; Gastropoda; Lottiidae
Exons: 2
Source: RefSeq, a predicted model, not a curated record